AGGCAUAUUUUGUGAAGAACCAUCUUCCCCUUAUGGGAAAUUGUGAUUAUUAUAAAUGUGAAUUUCUUUAAUUUUUGAUGGUACACAUUUUGAGUAAAUCAUUGAAAAAUGUUGGCCAGUGAAGAUGAAGCAGGCUUGGAUUUCUCUUACCUUAAUGAAAUCUCCAGUUUGAACAAAACAAAACCAACCCCAACGUCAAGAGCCAGCACCUCAUGCCGGAAGGAGGUGCGCUCACUGCCCUGCAAGGAUGCUGUCCAAGCUGUCCUCGAGAAGAAGAGGAAGGCAGAGCAGCAAGAGGCUGAAGAGUUCAGGAAAAACAGAGAAAAGUUACUGGAGCUGCGGUCACUUGACAAGAAGGCAAACAAGCGUGUCAAAGCCAUGAUCACUCGAACCAAGGGCUUCAAUAAGUCAGUUCUUGAAGAGGCUAAAGACUUGACCACAGCUCGAGGCGAGCAGCAAUGCGAUGAGGAUGACUACGGCUACGAGUCCACGAUGAGUCAGCAGAUUUUUGACAAGCUCACCACCCAGUACAGUGAAAUGCCUGAGGAUGAACGCCUCAAAUUCAAGAAAGUUAAGGCUGACAACAUUGCUGAUGUAAAGAGUCGCGUCAUGAGCUCAUUGAAGAAGCAGGAGGAGGACGAGCAAGGCCCUCGGAAGCGCAAGCGUAAAAACGCGCCAGACGCAGACGAUUUCAUCAACGACGGCGACCCGUACGACAAACAGGCGGGCGGCUCCCAGGACAAGAAGGACAAGACCGAGCACAAAUUGCCCGUCAACUUGAAUCUCACCAACUACCAAACCAAGGACAAUGAGAACUUCAAGUAUGAUUACGAGAAGAAGAAACGCGAGGAGAAAGAGAGAGUGGAUAAGGAGAAUGAACGAGAAGAGAAACGCAAGAAAAGGAAACUUGCAGCUAAUCAGCCGCCGGCACUUGGCUUUGCUGAGCUUAUGAAGCUGGCGGCCACUAAACUGAAGGACACGGGAACCAAGAAGGGGGAAGACUUGGCCAAAGAAGAACUCAAGGAACGAGAGGCCCUGGUUAAGAAGAAACUAAGUGAGCGCCCCCUCACGGCUCAGGAGAAGGCGCAGCAGGAGGACGAUAGACUUAGAAAACUGCGCAGACUUGGUAAGCUACCAAACCUGCCCAUUGAAAAGCUCAGAGAAAUUGAAGAGCGCAGGAAGAACAAAAAUGAAGCAAACUCUUCAAAGACGGAGGAAAAUAUGAAAAAUGACAAGGAAACCAAUGAUAAAGAUGCCAAAUCUUUACCUAAGAAAGAGAUUGAUAAAAAUAACAAGAAGGUUGAGCCCAAGCCUGAGGUGAAGGUUAGAGAUCGCUCCAAAUAUUUUGCUAUUCCUGGGGCUACAAAGCCUUCCGUUUCUUCUUCGACUUCCACGUUCAAAAGCAACAAUGAAUUGAGUUCCUCCACCAAGGUGCCUGAAACUAAAAACUUGAAACCUCUCACGCACAAACCCCCUGACGUCAAGCCCUCCAAACUCCCUGAUCCCAAAGCCAAGUUCGUUGAUCAUAGAAGCAAAGUCCCGGAUGUGAGUAGAGAUAAAAUGAACGGUCCUUCUUCUAGCAAGUACAAAACCCCAGACUCUAAAGCCAGACCGCCAAGCGGGUCCUCCAGCGGCAAAAACCUUCCUCCAACAAAGUCCAAUUCAUUAUCGCGACCGCCCGUACAGCCGACGUCUAGCGGCUUGUCUCGCCCCGCAAUGCCAAACAAGUCGCGGCAGUUCCCUCCUGCAGACAUGAAGCCUCUCAAGAAGCCCAGUGGAGGACGCUAUGGCCGCGUGGACAGCGAAGACGAGGACAGCGAGUAUGACAGUGAGAUGGACGACUUCAUUGACGACGGCGAGCCCGAGCUUGACUACUCCAGCGAGAUCAGCAAGAUGUUUAGAUAUGAUCGCUCUAAGUUCAAGGACGAGCCGGACGACGUGGACGACAUGGAGGUGGGCUUCAGCCAGGUAGAGAAGGAGGAGAUGAGGUCGGCCAAGAUUGGCUUGCUCGAGGAUCUCGAGGACAUGAAACAAGAAGAAGCUGAGAAGAAAAGAAAGAUGUUAUUGAAGAAGAAAAUGAUGAAAAGCAAGAGAUAACCGGCAUUGCUUAUUAUUUUAGGACAAUUUUCUGAAACAUGCUUCGCUUUUGUAUUUACAAUUUUUUAUGAAAAUUUGUUAUCAAUUGUGCUAAGUAUUUGUAGAUAUGUAUUUUGUGAU
Messenger RNA from Hyalella azteca, 2217 nucleotides. Its product is annotated as protein SPT2 homolog. Gene Ontology annotation, cellular component: nucleolus. The transcript has 6 exons. Gene Ontology annotation, molecular function: histone binding; DNA binding. Bases 109 to 2097 code for a protein of 662 amino acids. NCBI's taxonomy places the organism in Eukaryota, Metazoa, Arthropoda, Malacostraca, Amphipoda, Hyalellidae. Gene Ontology annotation, biological process: regulation of DNA-templated transcription; nucleosome assembly. The record is from RefSeq and is a predicted model, not a curated record.